GAUGCCAUCCGUUCGCUCGGAGUCCCAUCAUAUAUUUAUUCGCGACACGACCUCCACUUUGCCGGCUCGACUUUAUCGUCGACAAUUUUUCUUUAUUUCACAACAACCUCGAUUCGUUAACACGUCCGAUUCGCGUUACCGAAGUAGACGAAUCAUGGCCAACGCUGAUAAUUCACCGAAACGCGGCAAAAUCGAAAUAAUCAAAAAGCACGUGCACAGUUACUCGGAUUUUCCGAAGCCCGGCGUGUUGUUCAGAGACAUAUUCGGCGUUUUGCAGAGCCCCGAAGCGUUUUCCGCGCUCAAGGACCUGUUGAUCGAGGAAGCGAGGCGAGUCGAGCCGGCCGUGCAAUGCGUGGUAGGCCUAGAAUCUAGGGGAUUUUUGUUCGGUCCGUCGAUCGCCCUGGAUUUGCAAGUGCCGUUCGUGCCGAUUCGGAAAAAGGGAAAAUUGCCGGGCCAAGUUUUCUCGCAUUCGUAUCUGUUAGAAUAUGGAGAGGACACAAUCGAGAUCCAAGGAUCGGCAAUAAAAAAAGGACAGUCGGUGUUAAUAGUCGACGACCUUCUGGCAACUGGCGGAAGUCUGAAAGCCAGCUGCGAGCUGAUUAAAACGAUAGGGUCGACGGUGGCCAGUUGUUUGGUUGUCAUCGAACUGGAGUCCUUGAACGGACGAGCCAAUAUUUCCGCCCCGAUACGCAGAGAAAAAUGGUUUUGCAAAUUGUUGACGGGGCGGCCAUGCUUGUUUUAAGUAUCCGGUCUUUACAAUCUCCAGACAACGGAACAGCAGAGUUUCCAGGCUGUUUGAAACACGCCCAAGUCUAUUAG
Cylas formicarius (sweet potato weevil) is the source of this 819-nucleotide messenger RNA. Its product is annotated as adenine phosphoribosyltransferase. The record is from RefSeq and is a predicted model, not a curated record. Gene Ontology annotation, molecular function: AMP binding; adenine phosphoribosyltransferase activity; adenine binding. Gene Ontology annotation, cellular component: cytoplasm. Lineage: Eukaryota; Metazoa; Arthropoda; Insecta; Coleoptera; Brentidae. The transcript is spliced from 5 exons. Bases 2 to 742 code for a protein of 246 amino acids. Gene Ontology annotation, biological process: adenine salvage; AMP salvage.